GCCAACGCACGAACGAGCUCAGUCUGCUGCCGAAGCUCUAAUCGAACGGUCGUCGCUGGAACGAAAGAAGGAAGGUUCUGACCCGCAUACAGUAGUGCUGUUCGCGCAUUAUCGCAUUCCCUAUCUGGUCGCGCGGCGCAUCCCAAAAGUGUGUUGAUAAGCCGAGCCGUAGUCCACACGGGUAACUGCCUGCCUUUCUUCCCGUUUUGCGGAGUCCGUCCGUGCUGAAACAGCGGGAGAAUCAUGAUCUUCGGCAAGUCGACGGUGGUGGUGAUAGCCGUGGCAACGGUUCUGCUACUGUCCUGCCUGCUACCGUCGGCCACAGAGGCUGCCGAAUUUGCAAAUUGUGCCAAUGAAACGGCCAUCGGUCAGUACAGCAAGGUGGAGGUGUCGAACUGUGGCGACGACGAUGCGACCUGCGUCCUGAAGCGCAAUUCGAACGCCACCAUUUCCAUCACGUUUACGAGCGGUGAAGAGCUGAGCGAGCUGAAAGCGGUCGUGCACGGGAUCAUCCUCGGGAUGGAGGUACCGUUCCCGCUGCCCAACGCUGACGGGUGCAAGGACAGUGGGCUCGAGUGUCCGCUGGCGAAGGAAACCACCUACCGUUACAGCACCACUUUGCCGGUUCUGAAGCAGUACCCGAAGGUAUCGGUCGAAGUAAAAUGGGAGCUGAUAGCGGCCGGCACGCAGGUAGUGUGUGUGCUGAUCCCCGCCAAGAUACAGUAAGCUGCUUCUCCGGGCUUCAAAAGGAAGGAGUCUUCUGCCGAGUCUUUCUACCCCCGCCGGCUGGCAAUCCUACGGAUGGCCUCAAUUCACCCCAAAAAGAUAAAUACAACUCCAACGAAGGGAGUUCCUCGUGGCGACACGAUACAGCUACCACGAACCGGAGAAACGCUUCCCCCGUUCCGCGGCCGCCGAUUUAAGAAUAAAUAAACCACGAAAACCGGCUCGCGGGUGCAUGUGUGGCGCGCGAUCGCCGUUGCGGAAAUGACAAUUUUUCAAAUUUAAUUCAUCACAUUGAGACUGAUG
Messenger RNA from Anopheles bellator, 1029 nucleotides. It is a transcript of the gene Npc2a, whose product is annotated as NPC intracellular cholesterol transporter 2 homolog a. Gene Ontology annotation, biological process: intracellular cholesterol transport. Lineage: Eukaryota; Metazoa; Arthropoda; Insecta; Diptera; Culicidae. Gene Ontology annotation, molecular function: sterol binding. The transcript has 4 exons. The record is from RefSeq and is a predicted model, not a curated record. The coding region runs from base 244 to 726 and encodes 160 amino acids.